CCCCAGCCCAGUCAGCAGGAAGGGAGCCAGGCUGUGAGGGCUCCCACCAGAUUCCAAGCCCUGGGCAGUGCCACCCUUAACCGGCCCAGUCUUGAAAACAGAAUGAGGGGGGUUUCCUGCCUACAGGUCCUGCUCCUACUUCUGCUGGGAGCUGCUGGGACACUGGAGUCUGCAGUCUGCGGGCAACCUCGUGUGUCCAGUCGGAUUGUGGGGGGCCAGGACGCCGGGGCCGGAGAGUGGCCGUGGCAGGCGAGCAUCCAGCACCGCGGGGCGCAUGUGUGCGGGGGCUCGCUCAUCGCCCCCCAGUGGGUGCUGACGGCAGCGCACUGCUUCCGGAGUCGGGCGCUGCCGACCGAGUAUCGCGUGCGCCUCGGGGCGAUGCGCCUGGGUCCUGCCUCGCCCCGCGCUCUCUCGGUGCCUGUGCGAAAGGUGCUGCUGCCCCCGGACUACUUCGAGGACGGGGCCCGCGGCGACCUGGCGCUGCUGCAGCUGCGCCGCCCAGUGCCCCUAAGCGCGCGAGUCCAGCCUGUCUGCCUGCCGGAGCCCGGGGCCCACCCACCACCCGGUACACCGUGCUGGGUCACUGGCUGGGGCAGCCUCCAUCCUGGAGUGCCACUUCCAGAGUGGCGACCUCUACAGGGAGCAAGGGUGCCAUUGUUGGAUUCGCACACCUGUGACCGCCUCUACCACAUUGGCACCAAUGUGCCCCUUGCCCAGCACAUAGUGCUCCCGGGGAACCUGUGCGCUGGCUAUAUCCAGGGCCACAAGGAUGCCUGCCAGGGUGACUCCGGGGGACCCUUGACCUGCUUGAAGUCUGGGCGCUGGGUCCUGGUGGGCGUGGUGAGCUGGGGCAAGGGCUGUGCCCUGCCCAACCGUCCAGGUGUCUAUACCAAUGUGGCCAUUUACAGUCCCUGGAUUCAGGCUUGCCUCAGCCUCUGAUGUGGUGACACUGAACUGGAGUCAGACACUUAGGUCCUCAACUACCUGGGCCAUCUGGGGACCUGCACAUCCACUUCUGACUUGAGGCUCAUAGGCCUGAUAAAGCUAAGGGGCCAUCCAUUCGUCCAUCUGUCCAUCCCUGCCUCUUCCUUGGAGCUCACCAAAUCCAAGCUGUCAUCCCUCGUCUAGAAGCCACCCAUGUGUCGGAGUCUCACACUUCUGCCUUCCCCUUCCUGCUCAUUUACCCUCCUCAGCUGCAGCAAGGGCUGGGCCUGGCACCCAGAUACAGGCAAGCAAACUAGUGCCUGGUCUGGCCUGCAUGCCCCUUUUUCUAGAGGAAGUCAGGGAGAUUCAAGUGGAGAAAGAUUUGGCACCACCAAGGAGAUGGCUGUCCAUCGCUAGCUUUGAAGGUGGGGGCAGGUCGCGUGGCAAGGAACUGCAAGCAGGGGCUGAGGGCAGC
Rhinolophus ferrumequinum (greater horseshoe bat) is the source of this 1399-nucleotide messenger RNA. RefSeq names its product serine protease 33. Lineage: Eukaryota; Metazoa; Chordata; Mammalia; Chiroptera; Rhinolophidae. The transcript is spliced from 7 exons. Gene Ontology annotation, molecular function: serine-type endopeptidase activity. Gene Ontology annotation, biological process: proteolysis. The record is from RefSeq and is a predicted model, not a curated record. The coding region runs from base 103 to 939 and encodes 278 amino acids.